AUGGGUCAAGUCCUGUCUGACGAGAACUCGCGGCAGGCGACGCACGAGGAGCUCACCCGUGAACUAGCCACCCGAUUCGCCGAAAAGUGCUUCACCUCGCUCGAACUGUACUCGUUCAAAGAUGUCUUCAAAAGCUUGGCAGAUAACCAAGGCGACAUCCGCUACCUGAAGGAAGACACUCUCGCCCGAUUCCUCGAGAUACCCGAUAUCCUCCAUGUCUCACCCGUCAUAUUCCAGAUGGUAUCCUACAUUGGCGCCUUUCCCUUCUUGCAGGAUGCCCCGGCCGUUCUCGGUAUCGAUCAGAUGAUCAUGGUGGUCGUUAUCAUGACGCAAAGACACAAGCGGGUUCUGGCUAAGGGAGCUACGGAUAGGGCUAAGCUCAUCUUCAAGAGCCUGGCAGUGCAUGAUCGCAGAGCUUCCGAAACUGCUGCCGCUGCUGAAGACUCCAAAGAGGCGCCGCCAGGUGAACCGCAGGCAGCAAGCCACGCGGCUGGCUUCGCAGUCGACGCACCUGUGGAUGACCCUGAAGAAGACGAUGACGACCUCGAGAUCGCCGCCUUUGAGCUCCUCGACAUCCAAGAUGCCAUAUGGCAGGGCGAUGCACCAAAGAUGCAAGGGGCCAUGAUACCCGCGGAUAACUUCCGCAAGCUGCUGAUGCUAUUGAUCCUGAUCGCGCCACUGAGUCCCCAGGAGAGUCUGUCAAUGUACUCCACUCGGGUCACGGGCGAAGAACUGGACAGCCUGCGUGCUACGGCAGAGAACAUUUUGGCUGCGUUCUUGAAUGUCGAAAAAGCUCCUGGCAUCAAGUUUGGGCACUUCAACCGAGUGCUCCCUGUAUGCUUCCCGAACCUAUUCAAUGGGUUCAGCCCCCUGUUUGAGCAUUUCCUCUUCUCCAAAAACUUGGAUUUCACGAAACACAAGGGUGAAGACCCUGUGGCCGCCGAAAAGCAUCCAGAGGAGGUCGUGCAACCUCUGUUGCAAGACAAUGCGGAUAUCCUCAACCUCAACGUCCUCUCGCAACUCUCCUUCUUCCUUCCAGGAUCAGAUCUCUUUAGGCGACUACGGCUUCUGUACUCUGGAAACGAACACGGCUUCUCCACGGGAAGCUACGAGAGCAAAGUCUUCAACUGGCGAGCGCCCACCAUUCUUCUGGUACGCGGCACUCGCCUGAAUGACGAGCCCCAUGGAAGCCAGGCGUCAAACUUUUCCGCUUCUAUCCCUCCACGCCGCUUCCCGAACAGCGGCAAGGGAGAGCAACUGACCUUUGGUGUGUAUGUCAGUCAACCAUGGAAGCACACGGCCAAGGAAUGCUUCGGCGAGCGGGAUACGGUGCUUUUCCAGCUGGAGCCCGUCCACGAUGUUUUCCCAGCUAACAAGUACAACUCGGACUACGUCGCCUUCACCAAGGCGCCUACUAAUCGGCCUAUGCUCGGCGUCGGCUGUCCCCAUCCCCGACAGACGCAGGCUCACCGGAGGCAAACUAUGCUGUCUCUCGGCGCCGUCUCCCUGCUCCUCGAUGACUCUUUCGAAUUUGGAGUAUUCACUCACGACUGGACCACUGGCGGCGGCGCAUUCCAAACCAGCACGAUGCGCAAGUUUGACUUUCAAGAUCGGUUUGAGAUUGAGAGCCUUGAAGUCUGGGGUUGUGGAGGAGACGAAGAAGCCAAGGCGCAGGCGGAGCACUGGGCAUGGGAGCACCGUGAGGCGGAAGCUCGACGAAAAAUCAAUUUGGGCACUGGCGACAUUGAGGCUGAUCGUGCGCUGCUGGAAAUGGCAGGCCUCGUUGGCAACAACCAGAGUGGUGGCUCCAUGGUUUGA
Messenger RNA from Colletotrichum godetiae, 1818 nucleotides. RefSeq names its product restriction of telomere capping protein 5. The record is from RefSeq and is a predicted model, not a curated record. Gene Ontology annotation, biological process: response to oxidative stress. The transcript has 2 exons. Lineage: Eukaryota; Fungi; Ascomycota; Sordariomycetes; Glomerellales; Glomerellaceae. Gene Ontology annotation, cellular component: nucleus. The coding region runs from base 1 to 1818 and encodes 605 amino acids.